Messenger RNA from Beta vulgaris subsp. vulgaris (sugar beet), 1254 nucleotides. RefSeq lists its product as uncharacterized. Lineage: Eukaryota; Viridiplantae; Streptophyta; Magnoliopsida; Caryophyllales; Amaranthaceae. Gene Ontology annotation, molecular function: nucleic acid binding. The record is from RefSeq and is a predicted model, not a curated record. The coding region runs from base 1 to 1254 and encodes 417 amino acids. The transcript has 4 exons.
AUGGGUCGUUGGUGGGUACCUAAUGACCUAGAGCUUAGGAAGAAGAUUCUCGAAGAAGCUCAUUGCACUCCCUAUUUUGUUCAUCCUGGAGGUGAUAAGCUUUACAAAGAUCUCAAGGCUAAUUUCUGGUGGCCUUGUAUGAAGAGGGAAGUGCUCGAUGGAAUUUGUUAUGGGUUUCCGAGAGCUGCUGGUGGUAAGAAUGUCAUGUGGGUGAUCGUAGACCGGUUGACUAAGGUGGCUCGAUUUAUUCCGAUGAAGAAUACUUGGUCUAUGGAAGAGUUAGCGGAAGCUUACGCUAAUGAAAUCAUUCGAUUGCAUGGUGUUCCGAAGGAUAUAGUCUCUGAUCGUGACCCUAGGUUUUUGUCUCAUUUUGGGUUGCUCUGCAAGAAGCUUUUGGAGUCCUGGUUGAAGUCAUUGAAUUUGGUAGAGUUCUCUUACAACAACAGUUACCAUGCUAGCAUUCUGAUGGCUCCUUAUGAAGCCUUGUAUGGGCGAAAGUGUCGUAGUCCUACUUGUUGGAGCGACAUAAGUGACUCUUUGGUGUUGGGACCAGACUUGAUCCAAGAUACCGUUGAGCAAGUAAAGGUGAUUCAGGCUAGAAUGAAGGCUGCUCAAGAUAGGCAAAAGUCUUAUGCAGACUUGCAUCGGAAGCCUAUUUCUUACGCCGUUGGAGAUAGGGUGCUGUUGAAAGUAUCUCCGAUGAAGGGUGUGGCGAGAUUUGGGCAAAAAGGCAAGUUAAGCCCGAAGUAUGUUGGUCCCUAUGAGAUUCUCGAGAGGAUUGGGGAGGUAGCUUACAGAUUGGCUAUGCCACCCGAGUUAUCGAGGGUGCACGAUGUGUUCCAUGUGUCGCAGUUGCGAAGAUAUUGCAGUGAUCCGUCUCAUGUCAUUCCUAUAGAGUCGGUCUCUAUUGAGCCGAAUAUGACUUUCGAGGAGCGACCUGUCCAGAUCUUUGACCGUCAGAAUCGUCCCCUGAGAAGAAAGGUGAUACCCUUGGUUAAGGAACUUUGGAGAAGCCAAAAAUACGAGGAAGCCACUUGGGAAACGGAAGAGUCGAUGAGGCUUAAGUAUCCCGAACUUUUUGUCCCAGAACGCAUUUCAGCUUCCCUGAGAAGUUUAGUAGGCAGUAAAAAAGUACAGAAAAAGACAAAGAAGUGGCAGAAUGUUAUUGAGGAUGACACAGAUUAUAUUCCUACCUCUAGUGAUGAAGAACAAGACAUACAUAUUUUAGACGAUGAAUAUGAGAAUAAAAAAUAA